UCUUUAACAGAUCGGAGGAUUGCCGUGACGCACAAAGCGACACAAUCACGCGCACUACUGACUUCAUAUUUUUGAUGCCUGUAAACCCCUGCUUCAGAGUAGACACACUUUGGCUUCGCUGGGUUCAACGUUAAGACUGACCAAAUGCCCUUGCCCGCGAGAAAGAAGAAGAGCAAGAACAUCCUGGACUGCGUUCCAUCGACGGCCGAGGUGCCCCUAGGAUGGGUCACCUCUGGGGGCAUCUGGAAGAUCAACGUCUCGCCUAGCGAGACCACGACCCCCGAAGAAGAGGGGGAUGAGGAGGAGGAGGGCAAGGAGAACGCGUCCAACCAACACCAGAACAUUUUCCGCAGCCUGUUCCUCAUGCGCAUUACCCUGAAGGUCAUGGGCACCAUACCCAUGCACUACAACAAGGCAACCGGGACUUACGAGUUCCGGUGGCUCACUUUCUCAGCCAUGCACACCUGCGUCAUCUUCGCCUGGUUCAACAUCCUGUUGGUCACCACUGGCAUCGGUCUAGGGAGGCUGUUCACCGAGUGCGACUUCCUGGGUAAGUCGACCAGCCACGAGAUCGAACUCCUGACGGUCAUCAUCAUCGUCGGGUGCCUCCUGAACGCCUGGGUCGAGAUCUUCUACCUCCUCUGCCACCGGAACUCGUUCUGCUCCUACCUGGACGAGUGGCAGGCCAUCGCCCGGAGGACGGGACUCGACCCGGCCAAGGGGCUCAGGAGAAGCACGUCCAUUCUGGCCAUUUUCCUCUACACCUUCAUCGUGCUUGUGCUGAUUGCCAGUGCCUUCGGGGGCGACACUCUCGUCGGGGUGGAAGACGCCCUGGCGAAGGUGUUCCUCCUCAUUCCCGAGGAGUGGCUCAAGAGGGACAUAUUCAGCAUGACGGUACUGAGGCUGAUGGUGGGAAUCCUGAUCGGCCACUUGUACGUCGUGUACAAAGGAGCCUUAUUCGUGUUUGUGACAGCCUGCCACGUCCUGUACAACGUCUUUCACCAGUGGAAGGAGGAGCUCAACAAAACGAUGGACUUCAUCUGGCGGAUGGACAAGAAGGAGAGCGCAGUUUGCUCGGCCAUCACAGCUACAGUAGCAGCAGCCAUAGGAGUCGAGGUCGGGGAGAACAACCAGGCCUCUGAGGGCCACUGCGUAGGGAUGGCCGAACUCGUCGAGAACCACUGGACCAUCGUGAAGAUGGUCAGGUUCACAGAGAAGCUCUUCGCUCCGACGCUCCAGUGCUUUUACUCCACGCAGGUCGUGACACUGUGUUUGGAGCUGUACCUGGUGGCCUACAGGAUGAGUCUAGGGGAGCAGUACCAGGCAGAGGAACUGGCUUGGCAGACCAUAAUCAUAGCCCAGACCUUCAUUGUGUUCUUUCUCGUCUCGAUGAAGGCCAGUUACGUGUACGAAGAGGCUUCGUCAAGCGUGGAUAUACUGCGACGGGGCCUCCCGUACUCAGCAUCUGACAAAGAUAAGUUCCACUUCAAGGAGCUGGUGACGUCUGUCACAGGAUCGCCCAUUUGCAUCACAGGGGGAGGGUUCUUCUACAUCAACCGACCAUUCAUCAUCACCGUCAUCGGCGCUGUGGUAUCGUACUUCAUCAUCAUCCUGCAAUUAAUGCUGCCUUCGGUACAAGAUAAAGCGCAGAACGAAAGCCGGUCAAAUAAUAUGAGUCUCUCCACUGCAAUAAUAUGAGUCUCUCCAAUACUUAACGUUCAGCGUAUCAUAGAAAACGAAAAUUCUACUUCAGAGAAAAUGAGUAAAUUUCACUCCUUGAAUGGGGGACUUUACUCCCGGAAUUUCAUUGUUGGGCGGAGAACUUUUAUUGUAAAAAAUAAAUAAAUAAAUAAAUAUAUAAAUAAACUAUUAAUUUUAUGGAGUAAUUUUUCAACAAUGUAGAGAGCAUUGGGAACUAUGUUCCCAAAUCAUCAGUGUAGGUUAAGUUUCAGUUUCAAAGGAAAUUGAUGCUAAAGAAUCAUUACCUACACUUAGCAGUGAUUAUUAUCCACAAAAUAUUGCAUGGACUAAUUUUAUGGCUAGAAUUAUGGUUCCUUUGGUUGUUGGUUAUUCUAAGAGUGUUUAAAAGUAUAAUAAGGGUCACAGCAUAUUAAGUAUUUUUAAAUAUCACUGAUCCACAUAGGGUGUCGUCUAGUGUAACUCAACCAUUUUGGACUAUACAAAUGCUAAAAGUUUAUGGUUAUAAAAUUACUUUUCAAAUAUUAUUUCAAUAUGCUAAGGUUUUCUGGUUAUAAAAUUACUUUUCAAUUGUCAUUUCCUUUAACAGGCAUCAAAUAUCUCUUAAAGUAUUAGAAACAGAACCUAAUAACGUGUAAUAUUGAAUAUCUCUUCAUUAAAUACUGCCACGUAUAUUACUUCGUGUGUAACUAAGGCGACGCCUGCAAGUUUUGUUUUAUCUGUCACAUUCAGUAAGUAGUUCGUCACGUGAAACUACAGGCGAUGAAUAAGUGCCUUGUAAUUCAAGAAGCGUUUAUUAAUAAAUGUUUUUCAAAAAUA
Messenger RNA from Macrobrachium nipponense, 2517 nucleotides. RefSeq lists its product as uncharacterized. The record is from RefSeq and is a predicted model, not a curated record. Bases 145 to 1698 code for a protein of 517 amino acids. Gene Ontology annotation, biological process: sensory perception of taste. The transcript is spliced from 7 exons. NCBI's taxonomy places the organism in Eukaryota, Metazoa, Arthropoda, Malacostraca, Decapoda, Palaemonidae. Gene Ontology annotation, cellular component: membrane.